Molecule: messenger RNA, 519 nt
Organism: Talaromyces rugulosus
Lineage: Eukaryota; Fungi; Ascomycota; Eurotiomycetes; Eurotiales; Trichocomaceae
Exons: 1
Coding region: 1-519 (172 amino acids)
Source: RefSeq, a predicted model, not a curated record
AUGGAUACCAAACAGACCGACACAUUCACCGCAUCGCGCGUCACCUUUACCACGCCCUGCACCUUCGAAGCUGUCGCAGCCAAACUCAACAGCGAAAUCCAGUCCAACGGCAGUGUCACCAGGGAAGAUCUGGUUGCAGUAGUGCAUCAGGGCAAAGAUGCGUUUACUGAGUAUUUUUCAAACAAAGUAGGAAGCUUUGGCUUCAUCGCGUUCGGCGGCGGCAUCAACCAUUCAUGGAUACAGCUGUUUGGCGUCGGCGGUGGCUUGCGGCUCCAGCGGAUCACGCUGGGAAAUCCGCUGAUUGCGAUUACUAUGCUGAAGUAUGACUUGGAUGCGGGCCUGUUUGUGCCGGUGGAACUGCUUAUGAAGGAGCUGCCAGAGGGGAAAGGGACCGCUAUUGUCUACGUGCUGCCUAGCAGUCUGGUUGCUGGUGUGAAUACAGAUGACAGACUGAAAGAGGCAGCCCAGUCGUUGGAUGAAAAGCUAGAAGCAUUGGUGCGACACAUUACUUCACCCUAA